AUGACGCAGGCUGAUAUACUGAAGAAGGCAAUCGAGUUGUCGGAGUUGUUUGAAGCAGCCAAGAAAGCAGCAGAUGCAGCCAACACGAAGGGCAUUCUCUUGGGCCGAUCAGAUUCUUCUAGCUGCGUUGAUUUUUUAUCAAGGCUCAAGACCAUUCCUGUCAAUUGGGAAGUUAUAGAGGCCCAUGGAAUGGAACGGAGACUGGAGCACCUCACCAAGCACAAGGACCGGAAGAUUUGCUCUUCUGCCACUGCCCUUCUUCAACACUGGAGGCAGAGUUCCGGACGUCAAGAACGCCGAGUUUCUACCACCAAGAUGAGCUCCUACAGCCCCAAUUUCGUUGAGGUGGUCUAGUCGGAACCAGCAA
Molecule: messenger RNA, 367 nt
Organism: Tarenaya hassleriana
Lineage: Eukaryota; Viridiplantae; Streptophyta; Magnoliopsida; Brassicales; Cleomaceae
Product: transcription elongation factor TFIIS-like
Exons: 1
Coding region: 1-354 (117 amino acids)
Cellular component (GO): nucleus
Source: RefSeq, a predicted model, not a curated record